Molecule: messenger RNA, 1536 nt
Organism: Suncus etruscus (white-toothed pygmy shrew)
Lineage: Eukaryota; Metazoa; Chordata; Mammalia; Eulipotyphla; Soricidae
Gene: SERPINF1
Product: serpin family F member 1
Exons: 8
Coding region: 190-1401 (403 amino acids)
Biological process (GO): negative regulation of endopeptidase activity; negative regulation of angiogenesis; positive regulation of neurogenesis
Molecular function (GO): serine-type endopeptidase inhibitor activity
Source: RefSeq, a predicted model, not a curated record
AAGAAAGAAGCAGCUGUAACCUGAAGCCUGUUGGACUGUCUUUGGAGGCUGCAGUAAAAGCUCCCGGGCUUGAGGGAGCCCCUUAGUGCUCAGGGCUUCCAGGGACCCAGGCUGGGCACAGCGGAGCACAUCCACAGGCCAGAAUGCAGGCCCUUGUGCUACUGCUCUGCACUGGAGCGCUCUUGGGGCAUGGCAGCUGCCAAGACACCCCCCAGUGGCCCAGAGGAGGGCUCCCUGGUCCCCGACUCCACAGGGAUGCCUACGGAGGAAGAGGAUCCCUUCUUCAAGGUUCCUGUGAACAAACUGGCAGCUGCAGUCUCGAACUUUGGCUAUGACCUGUAUCGUGCAUGCUCGGGUGACAACCCCACCACCAAUGUGCUCCUAUCCCCGCUCAGCCUGGCCACUGCACUCUCUGCCCUGUCGCUGGGAGCGGAACAGCGAACAGAAUCCAGCAUCCAUAGGGCCCUCUACUAUGACCUGAUCAGCAACCCAGACAUUCACAGCACCUAUAAGGAGCUCCUAGCCGCUGUCACAACCCCUCAAAAAAACCUCAAGAGUGCUUCCCGGAUCGUCUUUGAGAGGAAGCUGCGAGUAAAAUCCAGUUUUGUGGCACCACUGGAGAAGGCCUAUGGCACCAGGCCCCGAAUCCUGACAGGCAACUCUCGCUUGGACCUGCAGGAGAUCAAUAACUGGGUACAAGCCCAGAUGAGGGGGAAGAUUGCGAGGUCCACACGUGAGAUGCCCAGUGGAAUCAGUAUUCUCCUUCUUGGGGUGGCCUACUUUAAGGGGCAGUGGGCAACUAAGUUUGACUCCAAAAAGACUUCCCUGGCGGACUUUCACUUGGACGAGGAGAGGACAGUACAAGUCCCCAUGAUGUCAAAUCCCAAAGCUGUCAUACGCUACGGCCUGGAUUCUGAUCUCAACUGCAAGAUUGCCCAACUGCCUUUGAGUGGAAGCAUGAGUAUCAUCUUCUUCUUGCCUUUGAGAGUGACCCAGAACUUGACCUUGAUAGAAGAAAGUCUCACUUCUGAGUUCAUUCAUGACAUUGACCGAGAACUAAAGACUGUUCAAGCAGUUCUGUCCAUCCCCAAACUGAAGCUGAAUUAUGAAGGCGAAGUCACCAAGGCCCUGCAGGAGAUAAAGCUACAGUCCUUGUUUGAGACACCAGACUUUAGCAAGAUCACAGGCAAACCUAUCAAGCUGACUCAAAUGGAGCAUCGUGCUGGCUUUGAGUGGAAUGAGGAUGGUGCAGGCACCACACCCAGCCCAGGGCUCCAGCCUGCCCACCUCACCUUCUCCCUGGACUAUCACCUUAACCAACCCUUCAUCUUUGUACUGAGGGACACAGACACAGGGGCCCUACUCUUCAUAGGCAAAAUUCUGGAUCCUAGAGGCACUUAAUGUUCUGAUUGAAUGUUUAUUAUUCUAGAAUACUCUGGAGACAGGGCAGAUUAUAUAUUACUGGAAGGCUGCCAAUGUUUCAGUAUACUUCGCAAUAAAAAUACUUUUUAAUCCUAAUUUUGUUGCCAUGUCCCU